AUGCGGCGGUUCCUCUCCCUCAGCAGUGGCCUCCUAGCCGCCUCGCUUGCUAAGGCCACCUCCUCUUCCUAUGAAAACAACCUAGCCUACAGCUCCCCCUCACGCCGGCACCCCAGCCUCGGCGUGCCUCUCUCACAUGUAGUGAAGCGUCAGGCGGAGCUGUUCACCCCCGAGGAGGUCGAGUUCACGCACGGCAUUGCCUCCGGUGAUCCCUACGAGGACUCGGUCAUCCUUUGGACGAGGCUUGCGCCUACGGAGGAUAGUGUCGCGUCAGAGUUUGUGCCGGAGGGGGUUGUGCCGGUGUAUGAUGGGACGGAGGGGGCGGUGCCAGAGACGAAAGCAGCUUGUGUGGAGUGGAGGAUUGCGACGGAUGAGGAGUUGAACAAUGUGGUUGAUCAAGGAAGGGGGUAUACGACGAGCGAUGUGGAUUAUACGGUGAAGGUAAAGAAGAUCGAGGCGAUUGAUGUGACCAGCGAUGCUGACGGAGUGCAGUUUGAAGCCAAAGGCCUACAGCCUUUCACUACCUACUACUACCAGUUCAACGUCUGCGAUUCAGACAAGGUCAGCCUGGUAGGACGGACCAGGACACUCCCAGCGAGGAGCCAGAAAGUCCCGCGUGACGUUAACUUUGCGGUCUACUCCUGCUCCAACUAUCCCGAGGGAUACUUCAAUGCUUACGCCAAUACCGCACGCAAGGACACCAUCGACUAUGUCCUGCACCUAGGCGACUACAUCUACGAGUACCAAGACUCCUCCCACCUGCGCACACCCCAACCCGACCGGGAGACCUACACCCUCUACGAUUAUCGCCGCCGUCUGGGCACCUACCGCACGGAUGAAGACCUCCUGACCCUCCACUCGAUAUAUCCCUUUAUCACGGUGUGGGACGACCACGAGGUCGCCGACAAUUCCUGGAAGAACGGCUCCCACAAUUCCGAGGGGGAUGUUUUUCUUAAGCGGAAAGAGGCUGCCGUCAGGGCAUAUUUUGAGUGGAUGCCGCUGAGACAGGUAGAUAUGGAUGAUACGUUGAGGAUUUGGCGGAACUUCUCUAUUGGCAACUUGGCUGAUCUCAUGAUGCUGGAUACCAGGCAUUAUGCGAGGGAUUUGACUGUUGUCGGGGGGAUUAUUGGCAUUGGACCCGGGGGGAAUAUCGGCGAUGUGGAGGACGUGGUUGAUGACCCCAGCCGCACGCUCAUGGGGUUCAAUCAGGAAGCCUGGUUCUAUGACCAGCUGAGCCAGUCCUCUGAAAGGGGGGCUCGGUGGCGGCUGGUUGGGACGCAGGUCGUGUUUAGUCACAUCGGUCUCGGUAUCUUCAACAACCGGCCUUUCAACCGUGACCAGUGGGAUGGUUACCUCGCGAACCGCGACCGCAUCUACCAGCACUUGGCUGACCACUCUAUCAACAACACUAUUAUACUAGCAGGCGACUCCCAUGCGUCGUGGGUCUCCGACCUCGCCUGGAUCAACAGGCGUGACUACAACAAGGACACCGGGGCGGGCAGCUUCGGCGUUGAGUUUGCGGGCACCGCGGUAUCCAGCCACUCUGUGCUAGGCAGAAACUUCCCUAACUUCCUGAGCAAGUUGCUUUCCAAGUGGCUGGUGAGCGCGAACCCGGAGCUGCAGUGGCAGGAUCUGUAUUAUCGCGGAUAUUUUGAAUUGAGUGUCGGGUAUGAGGAGGUGAAUGCACGGUUUUUUGGAAUCCCGGAUCCGUAUAAGAGGAAGAAUGACGAUGAGAUAUUGUUGGCCGAGUUUAAGGUUUAUAGUGGGGAGAAUAGGCUGGCGAGGAGUCCGACGGUUGGUGGGGGGGUUGCGAAGGCGGGGGCGUUGAAAAAUGGGAAGGUAGUGUCGCCUUAA
Molecule: messenger RNA, 1854 nt
Organism: Thermochaetoides thermophila DSM 1495
Lineage: Eukaryota; Fungi; Ascomycota; Sordariomycetes; Sordariales; Chaetomiaceae
Exons: 2
Coding region: 1-1854 (617 amino acids)
Source: RefSeq, a predicted model, not a curated record